Heterostelium album PN500 is the source of this 1356-nucleotide messenger RNA. RefSeq names its product methionine aminopeptidase 2 (gene metap2). Lineage: Eukaryota; Evosea; Eumycetozoa; Acytosteliales; Acytosteliaceae. The coding region runs from base 1 to 1356 and encodes 451 amino acids. Gene Ontology annotation, biological process: proteolysis. The record is from RefSeq and is a predicted model, not a curated record. The transcript is spliced from 3 exons. Gene Ontology annotation, molecular function: metalloaminopeptidase activity.
AUGUCAGAUAAAGAGAUACCAAAGGUAGAUCCUGCUACCAACAAAAAAGAAGAGGAAGAGGAAGAUGAUGAUAGUGCUGAUGAAUCAACUACAAAUGAAAAAGCUGUAGGUGUAGAAUCUGCUGCUUCUGGAGAGGCAAAGAAGAAGAAAAAGAAGAAGAAGAAGAAGAAGUCAACUGCUUCUACUACUACAACAGAGAACAACAGUAAUGGAACACCUACUGCUGCUGCUGCUGCUGCUACUGCUUCAACAGGUACAGCAAAAGAACAAACUACACCACCAACCAUUCCAGUUUCAGAUUUAUUCUCAAAUGGUAUUUUCCCAGUUGGUGAGGAAUGUGAAUAUAAAAAUGAUAAUUCAUAUCGUACAACAAGUGCAGAAAAGAAGGAAUCUGAAAGAUUGGAUUUCACUUUAUAUAAUGAGGUUCGUCAAGCAGCAGAAGUACAUCGUCAAGUAAGAAAAUACGUGCAUACUAUUGCAAAGCCAGGUAUUGCAUUGAUCGAUCUCGUUGAGAAUCUAGAGAAUGCAUCGAGAACAUUGAUCAAAGCCAACGGUUUGAAGGCAGGUAUUGCAUUCCCAACCGGUGUUUCGAUCAACAAUAUCGCCGCUCACUACACACCAAACACCGGUGACAAGACCGUAUUGAAAUACGACGACGUUCUCAAGAUUGAUUUCGGUACUCACGUCAAUGGUCACAUCAUCGAUUGCGCUUUCACCGUCAACUUUAAUCCAAAGUUUGACCCGUUGCGUCUCGCCGUCAAGGAGGCGACCAACACUGGUAUCCGUGAAGCCGGUAUCGACGUGCGUCUCUGUGAUAUCGGUGCCGCCAUCCAGGAGGUCAUGGAGUCACACGAGAUCGAGUUGAACGGAAAGGUCUAUCCAAUCAAAUCGGUGCGUAAUCUCAACGGUCACAGCAUCGCACCCUAUGUCAUUCACGCUGGAAAGACCGUGCCCAUCGUCAAGGGUGGCGAGGGUACCAAGAUGGAGGAAGGUGAGUUCUACGCUAUCGAGACAUUCGGUAGUACCGGUAAGGGAUUCGUGCAGGAGGAUCUCGAGUGUAGUCACUACAUGAAGGUUCACAACGCACCACACGCCACCAUCAGAUUGCAACGUGCCAAACAACUGUUCCAACAUAUCAACAAGAACUACGACACUCUCUGUUUCGCCAGAAGAUGGCUUGACAAGGCCGGUGAAGAUAAGCAUAUCUUGGCACUCAAGAAUCUCUGUGAACUCGGUGUUGUCGCUGCCUAUCCACCACUCGUCGACAUCAAGGGAUCCUACGUCGCUCAAUAUGAACACACCAUAUUGUUACGUCCAACUUGUAAAGAAGUUUUAUCAAGAGGUUCUGAUUAUUAA